Ictidomys tridecemlineatus (thirteen-lined ground squirrel) is the source of this 2353-nucleotide messenger RNA. The record is from RefSeq and is a predicted model, not a curated record. Lineage: Eukaryota; Metazoa; Chordata; Mammalia; Rodentia; Sciuridae.
CUCGUCACUUUCACUUUCCUUUCCUGCGCCACCAGCCCAGGCACUUCCUGUUCCUCCGCCUGGCAUCGGUCCCCGCCGUCCUCCCAGGCUUCCCGGGCGCCCGCUGGCCCAGCCCCUCGACCGGGAAGGGGCCCGCGCGGGGUGAUCACUGUGAGCCAUGGAAAAGGCUCUUCUUCAGCAUUUCAUAUGCCGGAAACUGGAGAUUUCCUAUGCCAUACAAAAGCCAUUUCCCUUCUUUGAAGGCCUCCGAGACAAGUCCUUCAUCACUGAGAAAAUGUACAAGGAAUCGCUGGAGGCCUGUACAAAUUUGGUCCCUGUGUCCAGAGUGGUGUACAACACUCUCACCCAACUGGAGAAGACAUUUAACCUUUCACUUCUGCUGACAUUGUUCAGCCAAAUUAACCUGCGUGAAUACCCUAAUCUGACGGAGAUUUUCGGGAGCUUCAGAAGUGUGGGUGCUUCCUAUGGACAGAGGAGCAGAACCACAGUCCUGCCACUCAAAGCCCCAGCAGAAAGGUACACGCUGCUGCCGCUGAUCCCGCCUCACCCUCCCUCACUGAGUCAUCUGUCCUGUGCGCCCAGAGUCAGUGAGCCCAGAGCAGCCUUGCAGCAAAUCCACGUGACCCUGGAUGAACUGCCCAGCACCUCUGAGCCUGCCACGCCUCCCCCUGACCUAAUCCAGGAAGGAAGAAGCACUCCAGCGGCCAGUGACGACUUAACACCUGAAAUAACCGAGGAAGAAGACUCCCAAGAGAUGCCCAGCACUCCUCCUGGCGCUGGGCAAGUGGUGACAGAGAAUUCUCCAGAGUCAAAUGACCCAGAGGAGCCCCACGAGGCACCUAGCACACCUCCAAAGAAGAAAGGAAGAAAAAUAAGAAGAAAUAUCUGGUCAACUCCAAAAAAGAGACGUCAGAAAAAAAGCUGCCCGAGAGAGGCUGCCUCACCUGGGCACAGAGAUGAAAAGAAGCUCCCAAAGCUGGAUCAGGAGACUCGGAGGAAGGAUCACUCAACCUGCAGCCCCAGGGUGGUGACAAGGGCCCAGAAGGCUAGGAUCACACGUGCCCGGGCAUCCAGACAGGACCAAAAACCUAAAGAUGACCUCAUGGACUUUCUGUCUCCUGAACUUCCUGUGACCUGUGGUACAGCAAAAGGGAUUUUAUAUAAGGAGAAAAUGAAGCGAGGCUCCUCCGAGAAGUGCAUUCAGAAUGAAGAGGGAGCGUGGUUCACACCCCAAGAAUUUGCCAUUAAAGGAAAAGGGAGAAAAGCAAAAAACUGGAAGUGGAGUGUGCACUGCAAAGGAAAGACCCUAAGUCAGCUGCUGGAAGUAUUGCAGUGACCAGAGACGGCAGGUGACGGGUUUAACCUCGGGAGGGCAGCAUGGCAGGCCUGCGAUGGCUGUACCACCCUCUCCUCCUCGUACCUUCUCUACUAGCUCAUCCACGUCCUCCAGGCUCAGGUCCCACUCGUGAGCUUCAUAUUAGGUGUGAACUUUCCAUCUCUCCUGUCUCGCCUGGGAGACUGGCCUGACCCUUGGCUGGAUUCAUUCGGAGUUUAAGGCACUGAUCCUGCAGUGAUAUCUGUGGUAUGAACCAUCUUUUCCAUGCUGAUUGGAAGUACCGUGGGAAUCAGGGAUGCUCAGCGUAAUAGCAAAAAGUUAUGGAAGAGCACAAACCCCAUCAAUAUCAUAAAAUAAACCGAUCUAUCUUCAGAAUGAAUUUUUAAAAAAAAUAUAUGUGGGUUCCUAGGUAUUGCUGUGGUUUGAAUGUCCCCAAGAAAACUCAUGUUGAAAUCCAGUUUCCAUUGUGAGGUGUAAGAGGUGAACACUUGAUCCAAUCACGAUGUGUAGAAGUAUGACCUCUAGGAGGUAAUUAAGGUUAACUGGGGCCAUAAAGGUGGGGUCCUCGCCCAGUGGGACUGUGGCUGUAUAAGAAGAAGGGGAGAGACCUGAGCUAGGACCCUCUGUCUUGCCAUGUCAAUGUUGAAUGGCCUUUGAACUUACCAGAUUAGGCCCCUGAUCUUAUCUUGAAUUUUCAAUGCCCAUGAACUGAAAAAACCUUUAUUCUUUAUAGAUUGCUCUGUCUGGGGCAUUGCAUUGUAGCAACAGAGAAUGGGAAGCCACCAACAAGUUUUGAGUUAAGAUUAUGCUGGUAAUAAUGAGUCUGGUUUAUGGGACUAUCUAGGCCUGUGGCCAAAAAUGUAUCUGAAAGAAUCAAUUAGUUAUUCUAGGGUAGGAUUACAGGGACAUUUGCUUUCUGUGUUAUACAUUUGCUUUCUGUGUUGGUACAGUUGAAAAUUUUGUGAUGACUCUAUUGUUUCUGUAACCACACAAAAAAAUAAAGAUCUUAAAAAUCUA